This is a messenger RNA of Desarmillaria tabescens, 640 nucleotides long. RefSeq lists its product as uncharacterized. The record is from RefSeq and is a predicted model, not a curated record. Lineage: Eukaryota; Fungi; Basidiomycota; Agaricomycetes; Agaricales; Physalacriaceae. Bases 32 to 496 code for a protein of 154 amino acids. The transcript has 3 exons.
CAUUGCAACUCGCAUUAUUCCCGCCUUCAAAAUGAAUAUUUUCACUGCAGUUUCUCCUAGACAACUCGUCGGUCGCCACCGUCUGCUCACACUCUCUUCAUUCUUUCUCGAUUCCGGUCUCUAUUCGCGUCGAAUGCCCUCUGUAAUAUCCUCAGCUUGCCCUCAGUCUACAGCUUUCAAUUUGCGUUCCGUUCGCUCUUACUCUUCUGCAUUCGGAUCUGAUACCUAUCAAAACGAAAACUCACCCGUCUCGGAAAAAGAUACCAUCGAAACGUCCCAUUCACCCGCAGACGAAAAGCCGCAUCCUAUUAGUACUCUGCCCCUGUCCUUCAAGAAAGACAUGUCCAGACGAUUUCUCGAAGUGAGCAUAUGCAACCCCCCGUUUCUUUUUGUGAAGAGAGCAGAUGAACGAGUCGUAUUUUUCGAUCAAGUAAUUUCUCAGUGCCUACAACUUCUACAGGGGCGCAUGAUAUGCCGCCCUGGCGAAGAUAUAUAAACAGCUCAAAUGCUUUCAGCAGUGGAGGCACUAUCGAGAUGAUGGACAACGUUGUUGCUACAUAUUCCAUUCUUGGUGAAUGGGACAUGUCUGAUAUGCAGGCUUACGCAGACCAUACCGACUAUCUGCCUCAUCUGUAUGAGG